Messenger RNA from Paramecium sonneborni, 1098 nucleotides. Lineage: Eukaryota; Ciliophora; Oligohymenophorea; Peniculida; Parameciidae. The record is from the annotation of a GenBank genome assembly.
AUGUCUACAAUUGAUGAAUAGUAAAUCAUAAAAAAUACUAAAAGUAUGUAGAAGAUGCAGGAAAUAGCAGAUCGCAUAUAUGCUACUACUGGGGAUUUAACUAAAAGUAUAAACAUAGCAAUAUAUAGCAAUUAGUUCUGAUAGUAUAUUGAAACCGUCUAAGCUGACAUAGGAAUAGUUAUUAUUGUAAGCUAAAAAGGGUGAAAAUACUUAGGAUAAUAAAUAGAAGAAAGGAAAAGGGCAAUAAUCUGGUUUAGCUAAUAAAAGUGAAUUAAAUUCUACAGAAUGGUUAAAUAAAUUGCAAGAAAUAUAAUAAUAGCAUAAUGAAGAGAAAAGAAAACAGAGAGAAGAGCUAAUAGCAAGAUAUGUAUAGAGGGAAAUAGAGUUUAAGAAAACUAUUGAUGAAUUACAAUAAGAGUUGAGAUCUAGAACUGCUUUAGAUUAAACUGAUAAGAAAAUUAUGGAAAUGAUUUACAAAGAUCAUAGCAAAAUUAUAGAUGGAAUAAAUAAUAUUUAAUUGAGAACUUCUAAAAUCCUUGUUGAUUAAGAAAGAGAUAUUAUUAGAUUUUUUAACAAUAAAAUAAAUGAGAUAAAGAAACAAUUUCAAGAAGAAAGAGAAAAGAAAGGUUAGAAUGAUAAAGAGUACAUAUUAAAAGAGAAUUAGUUGAUUAGUGAAUUGGAAUGGAUCAAGAAGAUUGCUUAGAAAAUUGAUGAUGAGAAUCAUUAACUUAUGUAAAAAUAUAAGGAAUUGAAAGUUGAAUAUUAAACUUAGGAAAGAGAUAGAGAAAUGUUAAUGAAAGAAUUAAUAAUAAAGAAAAAAGAAAAUGCAAUUCUUAAAUCAUAAAUUUAAUAAUAUGAAAAGUUAUUAAAUGAUGUUUAAAAAGAAGAUGAUUAAGACUCUUAUUAAGAUUAAGUUUUAGAUAAAUCAGGUAUUAAGAAUUAAAAAACUGAGAAAUCUAAAUAAUCAUCCUCUUAAUAGUAAGUAAGAUUUCCAUAAAUAACUAAUUCAUUAGUUUCAUAAAGUGUUGAUGAAGUAUAAAAAACAAAGUAUAAUAUUCUUUUAAAAAACUAGAUAUUAGAAUAUGGUUAAUCUUUUGA